AUGCCACCAGCCAGAACAGUCGCAGGAGGCGAGAAGAAGAAGCGGGUUGGAAAAUGGGCACCCAUCCCUGGGGCUUCCAAAGGCAAAAAAGGCCUGGGAGCUAUUCCCGAAGACGAGGAAAUUAAAAUCACGGCAUCAGAUCAAGAAAGUGAGGCAACUCGUCGAGCAAAGGGGUCUAGGCCCGACCGGAACUACAGGAGCGGAAGAAAAAGACUCGCAGAGUCAAUAUUGACACCUUGGCGAAAACGGACUGCCAAAAACACGAUGAAAGAGACACCUGUCGUCAUUCGACGUAAUGAAUUGUACUCAGGCAAUCUUUCUUAUCUUCUCGAAGAUGGAGAUAUCCCGCCUGUUCACAUCGCAAAGUUCCCUAAUAUUAGGCCAUGGAGUACGACCCGCAUCAGAGUCAUAAGGCAAGACAGCUUUGACUGUGCAGUCACUCUUAUGAACUCACUUGAGAUUUUGAACAUCCCUCAGAUACAUCGCGUCUGUGUUCUGAAUUGCGCCGACCCCGAGCGGUCUGGCGGUGACUGGAAGGACGCAGCAACAGACCAAGAGGCGCAACUCUGCUACCGAAGCACACUUGCUCAAACACUUCUACCGGAAUAUUAUCCCCUCAAAGAGUCUUCCCCUCAGUGUGUCUACUCACCCAAUGUGUUUGUUUUCAAAGAAAAUGAAGAGCUGGAAUUCUUUCCGAUGUGGGUAGACUUACCUGACAGGCUUCCGAUGGUAGCCGUCGUCAGUAUGUCUGCCGACGAAAACCCACCAAUUGAUUAUACUGGCAGAGACUAUGGAAGAGAGAGUGAUCGAACUCUCAUGAUGAAACGCAUGCGUUUCAUGCUUCGUGUUGCCGCUGACACAUCCCAUCGUGUACUUGUCCUUAGGGACAUUGGAUCCGACUACGGCCACCCAAAUAUGGCGGUUGCAGACUGCUGGCUGAAGGUGCUGAAAGAAGAAGAGUUUAGAGGAUGGUUUAUCUUCGUUGUAUUUGCAUUGGGUCAUUUGAAAGAUCAUUACGACACCUUCAGACCGGUACUGCAUAAUGUUGAUAUCAGUUACCCCGAGUUUGAAGGCAUUAACGGAUAG
Molecule: messenger RNA, 1086 nt
Organism: Penicillium verhagenii
Lineage: Eukaryota; Fungi; Ascomycota; Eurotiomycetes; Eurotiales; Aspergillaceae
Exons: 1
Coding region: 1-1086 (361 amino acids)
Source: RefSeq, a predicted model, not a curated record